Molecule: messenger RNA, 1933 nt
Organism: Taeniopygia guttata (zebra finch)
Lineage: Eukaryota; Metazoa; Chordata; Aves; Passeriformes; Estrildidae
Source: RefSeq, a predicted model, not a curated record
UUUGUUGUGAAAAAUUGUUGGAGUUGGGAUGAAAGUUGUUUUUCUUCGUGCAUUAUUCUGCUGGUUUGUGAAAACCACUGCAGAAGAGAGAAAACAAUUACAAAACAACAAGUUCUGUUUCUUGUUUGUUUGUACUUGCAGUCUUGCUGUUGUGGAAGCACAGGCCUGAAAUUCUUCUCUGGUUGUCAGUUUCAGGGGAGGUUCAAAAGCUGUGCCCUGAAGCAAGGAAGUCUGUGUUAUUGAAAAGAAAUUAGAGAGCAAGGUGAAGAAGGAAAAAGGAUGUGGAAAUACUAAUGGAUGGUGAAGGAGAUCUAAGCAGGGAGGCUGGAAAACAUCUCCUCUCCCUUCAGGCCACUUCUUGCUGUGUGUACUCGCAGGAUCAGCAUAGGAAAGGCUCAGGGUCUGCAAGAGAAGGCAGGAAUUGACAUUCAUCACUAUGAAAAACAACAUCCUGUGAGUUCAUUUCAAGCUUUGUGCCUCAUCACUCGCUUCAGAUAAGCUGUGCUCUGAGUUCUCCUGAGGGAAGCUGGUGUCCUUGGGGAAGCAUGGCCUUCCGUGGCUGGAAGUGGCUCCUCCUCUUGGGCAGGCAGAACACCCUUGCCAAGGUGUGGAGAGGAAGGAGGGGAGGCCCCUCUAUGUGCUGGAAGCGCUGCUGCCACUGGAGCGCAGGCAAGUCGCUGGACCCUGAGGUGAGAGCGUUUUUGGAGGAGAACACCGAGGUCACCAACAGCGGGCACCUCACACCAGAGAUCCGCCUGCGCCUCCUCACCCCUCACUGCAGGUUCUGGAGAGAAAAACCUGACCUGUGGCCUUAUGGGGACCCUUUCUGGGCGAUUUACUGGCCAGGAGGCCAAGCCCUCUCCAGGUAUAUUUUAGAUAAUCCACAUGUGGUUAAAGGAAGAUCAGUUCUGGACCUUGGAAGUGGAUGUGGAGCAACAGCAAUAGCUGCUGUGAUGAGCGGUGCAUCCCAAGUCCUUGCCAAUGACAUUGACCCUAUUGCAGGAAUGGCAAUGAUCUUGAACUGUGAACUGAACCACCUGAAUCCCUUCCCCAUCACCAUUAAGAACAUCAUUAAUUCAGAGGCUGGCAACUGGGACCUCAUAGUUCUAGGAGAUAUGUUUUAUGAUGAACAACUUGCUGAUGGUCUGCAUCACUGGCUGCAGAAGUGCAUCAGGAUUCACCAGACUGAAGUGCUGAUUGGUGACCCUGGCAGGCAUCAGUUUUUAAGCCACAGCAUUCGCAGUCAGCUGCACAAAGUUAUAGAAUAUUCACUGCCUGAGUAUACGAGACAAGAAAACAACGGGCUAACAUCAAGUACUGUCUGGAGUUAUCAGCCCUCAAACAGCUUAGAUGAUUCUUGAAGCUGCCUUUCUAUGGGAUUUUGUCUCACUUGAUUGGCUUUUUGCAGGUAUAUACCAUGAAAAUGGGAAUGAAACAAGGAACAUUGUCUGUUAAAGUAAACCAGCUUACUGUACCUUCACUGGACUGAUUUAAAUCAUACUCAUUGAGGCUUUUGCUCAAUUUGAUGUAAAAGUUACGUGCAAACUGUAUUCAAAGGGGCCUGCAUUGUAGUGCAGAUCUACAGACAACUUACAUGUAGAAGUUUGCAUGCUUGAUGUUUCCCAUGUGCAUUUGUGUCUUGCUGACAUUACUGUGAAAUGUUUUGGAUGUCCAGCAUACUGCUGUGGGGAGAGGGCUGUGGCUGAAGGACUACUGCACUGCUUCCACAGGCUUUUGCAGCUUAUUUAUAGAAAAUUUCUAAAUAUAGAAAAUUAUUGCUGUCCUCCAUAAAAUCCUCCACUAGAUUAUUAGCUCAUAAUAUGCUCAACUUGAAGUGCCUUGCUCUUUUUCUGGAUAUCUCUUCUGAAUGUCAAAGUAACUAAUUUGAAUCUCCCCCUUUCACUCUAUAAUAAAAAUUUCCUCUUCCUUGAAA